AGCACUAACUAGCCAAUCGAACUCUUAAAUCGAUGUAUGUCAGCAGAUAGGUAUUGAUGGUAUUGCUUAAGGACUUCCAUUGUAGCUAUCGCUUUAAGAAUAUCUUUGUGCUCUGCAGUGGUGCAGAAGCUUUUCUUGUAAGGGCAAGAUAGACGCAGGCUUUAAGAACAAGUAGCAGGGUGGUGUGAAUGCAGCCUUAUGCUAAUAGCAAACCAAAAGAGGAAGACUAUGGAUUGCACUCAGGAUUUAAGAAACAAAUUUCUUAUUAAUUAAUCAAAUUAAUCCUUUUAUGGAGGUGCUCAGUGGAGAUUAAAGUCCAGUGCCAGAAUUCCCAGAAGUCCUGUGCAGCAGCCCCUUGAGGACCGGAUCUUCACUCCGACAGUCUCAGCUGUGUUCAGCACUGUAACACAGGUAGCAAGACAACCGGGACCUCCUGCUCCAUCCCCUUACUCUGCACAUGAAAUAAACAAAGGACAUCCAAAUCUUGCUGCAACGCCACCAGGACAUGCAUCAUCCCCUGGACUUUCACAGAGUACAUAUUCCUCUGCCUGACUUGCCUCCAGCAGGAAGAAUGAAAAUGGAAGUGGCUCACACCGAUGGCUCCCCAUCAAAGCACCAAUAUCCUCUUCUGCUCUGUGGGGCACUCCACUGAGGCAUGGCCCUACUGGAGCUGGAAGAUACAGAAAUUUUGGGAGCAGCUGAGAACCCCUCAUAGAGCCGGGCAGUAGCUGCAGCAGGCUUCUUGGCUCCUAUCCGAAAACAGUGUUACAAGAGAAAUCAGCUGCAAUUGUGGCAACAGUUGCACUUUAGAGAGCAAACCAGCAUGGAAGAGAAGCAGCAGCCCCUACACUGUUGAGAGAAAACUCCAGCAAACAAGCAGCCAGGAGGGAGGAGGGACAGAAGCUUUCAACCCCACCCAAGAGCCAGCAGUCUUUUUGAAGAUCCAAGGGAACUGGUGCAAAGGAUUCUGGGAUGUGGGAUGGCCCCUUACCCCUCAGGGCAGAAUGCAGCUCCAGCCACAUUGGUGUACCCCCAAACUCCUCAAACAAUGAACACACAGCCUCAGACCCGCUCUCCGCCCAGCAGAACAGUGCCAAUACAUUGCACAGACAACUGGAAGAGGAGGAAGGUUUUGGAACAGAAUCCGGUUUACAGGUCCCUGGCUGGAGGAGGCUGGAUAAAAUACUGCAUUUUUGCAGCGGGGCCUCGACCUGCCCAUCACCAGGGAGGAUUCAGACCCAUCCAGUUUUUUCAGAGGCCUCAAAUACAGCCUUCUAGAGCUGCCAUCCAGAACAGCAGCCCUUCUAUCCGUCCUGGUGCGCAAACACCAACUGCAGUGUAUCAAACCAACCAACACAUCAUGAUGGUUAACCAUCUGCCAAUGCCGUACCCAAUGCCCCAGGGCCCCCAGUACUGUAUACCACAGUAUCGUCAUAGUGGCCCUCCUUAUGUUGGGCCUCCACAGCAGUAUCCUGUUCAGCCACCAGGGCCAGGCCCAUUUUACCCAGGCCCGGGUCCUGGAGAAUUCCCCAAUGCCUACGGAACACCAUUCUACCCAAGUCAGCCAGUGUAUCAGUCAGCACCCAUCAUAGUGCCUACACAGCAGCAGCAACAACAGCCUCCACCAGCUAAGAGAGAGAAAAAAACAAUCCGAAUCCGGGAUCCAAACCAGGGGGGCAAAGAUAUAACGGAAGAAAUAAUGUCUGGAGGAGGCAGCAGGAACCCUACGCCUCCCAUUGUGAGACCCACCCCCACACCUACCCCUCCUCAGCUUUUAUGUUCGCAUGCUCAUUAUCACCCUUUUUUGUACUUCAAAUCCCAGCAGCUGUCCAGCCAGGUCCCAGAGCACAGCCCUGUGGUUUACGGGACUGUGGAGAACACUCAUCUUGCCGCCAGCACUCCUGUGACUGCAACUAGCGACCCGAAGCAAGAAGAGAAGCCAAAACCAGAUUCAGUAUUAAAAUCUCCUUCCCCAGUCCUCAGACCAGAGCCUAGUGGGGAGAAAAAAGAUCAAGCUGACCAGACCUCUGAGGCUGCCUCUGAGGAACCACCACCAGAACUUCCUCUUGCUGCAUCACCAGUCCCUCUUGUUCCUAUUGCUGCUGCUGCUUCUAGUAAAUCUACAUUCACAGUUGACUCAGAGGAGAGCUGUGAACUAACUUCCCCGAAAGAGGAAACAAUGCCUAUAUCCAGUGCCACACCCUGCACAGAAGAAUCAGACCCUUCACCAAUAGAAGAGGUUGAUGCUGAUACGUGCAAGGAGCCUAGUACUGUAGCAACUAGUGAUAUUCCAGUGACUGCUAGUACUAAUCUAAUUAAUGAAAUUAAUGGAGUUAAUGAAAAAGUAACUGCUACAGAUGGCAUAGCAGAAAUAGUUCAACAGGAAGUUGCACCAUUGACUCUUGAAUUUGAGAUUUUGGAAGGCCUUCCUGCAGAAGUGGAAAGUGUACCAUCUUCCAUUGCUCUUUCCACCUCUCCCUCUCCUCCUCUAACUCCUCCUAUUCCUGUUUCUGCUGCUGUUACUACUACAACACCUCCUUCCCCUCCUCUUCCUCCUCCUCUUCUUCUUCCAUCUCCAAUUGCCCUCCCUGCUGUUCAGGGAGAUUUAGAUGGAGAGGAGAGCAGAAGAACUACCCUUAAUGAAGUUGUAAAAGAUACUCAAAAGAAAGAAGAGGUGGAAACAGAUGGGCAACCGGAGGAGAAUGCAGAGUCUCAGAAUUUAAACUCCAGGAAGAACCCUGUACCAGCCCAAACAACUGUAGCUGCACCAAAGAUGUGGAAGAAACCAAAAGAUCGGACCCAAGCCACUGAGGAGGUGUUAGAGGCGGAAACAGAGCGUAAAGUAGAAGAGGAACUUUCGGGUGACAAAGUACCUGAAUCUGAACAGGAUAAAAUGAGACAUGUGUUCCACCUGGAAAGAGAUACCUCUGAACUUAAAAAAGCAAAAGUUGUGGAAGAAAAUGGAGAGCAGGAAGCAGAGCCUAUACGUAACGGAGCUGAGUGUGUUUCAGAGAGUGAAGGAGCUGAUGCUAAUUCAGGCUCCACAGAGAGCUCUGGUGAAGGGCUAGAAUACCAGUAUAAACCAGAACAGUGGAAGCCCAUGGAUCCUGAAGGGAAGAAGCAGUACGAUAGGGAGUUCCUGCUGGAUUUCCAGUUCAUGCCUGCCUGUAUACAGAAACCGGAAGGGCUGCCUCCCAUUAGUGAUGUGGUCCUCGACAAGGUGAGAGGAGACCCAAUAAAACAGAUUAAUCAGCCAAAAUUGCCAAUUCGAACUCUGGACCCUCGGAUAUUACCUCGAGGACCAGACUUCACACCAGCCUUUGCCGAUUUUGGGAGACAAACUUCCGGGGGAAGGGGUGUAGCUCAGGCCUGCAAAGUGCAGAACAACCCCGGAUUGCCUUCUGUGGCUCGGUGUGGCACCCCAGCAUGCCCUCUGUUGGUCUCAUCUCACCCACCAUUGAGGAACCUGCCGAUAGGGUUGUUGAAUGUUGGACCAAGAAGAUCACAGCAAAGCCAGAGGAGGGAGCCCAGGAAGAUCAUCACUGUAUGUGUGAAAGAAGAUGUCCACCUGAAGAAAGCAGAAAAUGCCUGGAAGCCAAGCCUGAAAAGAGACAGCCAGGCUGAGGACCCAGAAAAUAUAAAAACCCAGGAGUUGUUCCGCAAGGUACGAAGUAUCUUAAACAAAUUGACACCACAGAUGUUCAAUCAGCUAAUGAAGCAAGUAACAGACCUGACUGUAGACACAGAAGAGAGGCUAAAAGGAGUCAUUGACCUGGUCUUUGAGAAAGCCAUCGAUGAGCCCAGCUUCUCUGUGGCUUAUGCAAAUAUGUGUAGAUGUCUUGUAACGCUGAAAGUACCUAUGGCAGACAAGCCUGGGAGCACAGUAAAUUUCCGCAAGUUGCUACUGAAUCGUUGCCAGAAGGAAUUUGAAAAAGACAAAGCCGAUGAUGAUGUCUUUGAGAAGAAGCAAAAAGAGCUUGAAGCUUCUACCACUCAAGAGGAGAAGACGCGACUCCAUGAGGAGCUGGAGGAGGCCAAGGACAAGGCUCGACGGAGAUCCAUCGGAAACAUCAAAUUCAUUGGUGAACUCUUCAAACUUAAAAUGCUGACAGAGGCCAUCAUGCAUGACUGUGUGGUGAAGCUGCUUAAGAACCAUGAUGAAGAAUCCCUGGAGUGCCUUUGCCGCCUGCUCACCACCAUCGGCAAGGACUUAGACUUUGAGAAAGCAAAGCCCCGUAUGGACCAGUAUUUUAAUCAAAUGGAGAAGAUUGUGAAAGAGAGAAAAACGUCCUCCAGGAUUCGGUUCAUGCUUCAGGAUGUAAUAGACCUAAGGCUGUGCAACUGGGUAUCCCGGAGAGCAGAUCAAGGCCCCAAAACUAUUGAGCAGAUUCAUAAAGAAGCAAAAAUUGAAGAGCAAGAAGAGCAGAGAAAGGUCCAGCAACUCAUGACCAAAGAGAAGAGAAGACCAGGUGUCCAGAGGGUAGAUGAAGGUGGAUGGAACACUGUUCAGGGGGCAAAGAAUAGUCGUGUGCUUGACCCCGCCAAAUUCCUUAAAAUCACCAAGUCCACAAUAGAUGAGAAGAUUCAGCUUGUGCCUAAAGCCCAGUUGGGCAGCUGGGGGAAGGGCAGCAGUGGUGGAGCAAAGGCCAGUGAGAUUGAGUCCUUACGACCAAGUGCCACUAGUUUGAACAGAUUUUCUGCACUGCAGCCCCCAGUGUCGUCUGUGUCGUCUUCUUCUGUAUCCUCAGAGUUAGACUCUCGCAGGGCCUUAACUAGUCGUGGGAGCACAGGCAGAGAGAAGAAUGACAAACCACUCCCAUCUUCGGUCACCCGUCCAAACACCUUCCUGCGCGGUAGCAGCAAUAAAGAGCUGCUGCUAGGCAAUCAGGCACAAGAAGAACAACGGCGAGAGAUGCUAGAGACAGUGAAACAGCUAACAGGUGGCAUGGAUAUGGAGAGAAACAUCACAGAGAUAGACAGGAACAAAGCCAAGGAAAUGGCCAAGCCAGAAACUCCCUCAGCUCCAGUAAAAGACAAAUCUUCACUGUCAGAAGAGGAAAUGGAGAGAAAGUGCAAAUCCAUCAUUGAUGAGUUCUUGCACAUUAACGAUUAUAAGGAAGCAAUGCAGUGUGUGGAGGAGUUGAAUGCACAGAGUCUGCUGCCCAUUUUUGUGCGAGUCGGAGUGGAGUCUACUCUCGAGAGGAGUCAGAUCACCAGGGAUCACAUGGGCCAGUUACUACAUCAGUUGGUGCAGUCGGAAAAGCUAAGCAAACACGACUUCUUCAAGGGGUUUUCAGACACCUUGGAGCUGGCAGAUGAUAUGGCCAUUGAUAUACCACAUAUUUGGUUGUAUCUAGCUGAAUUGGUGACCCCCAUGUUAAAAGAAGGAGGAAUCUCUAUGAGAGAACUUAUAACAGAAUUUAGCAAACUGUUACUUCCUGUGGGAAGAGCUGGGGUCUUGCUUUCUGAAAUAUUGCACCUUCUAUGCAAACAAAUGAGCCAUAAGAAAGUAGGAGCCUUAUGGAGGGAGGCUGGCCUCAGUUGGAAGGACUACUUACCUGAAGGGGAGGAUAUACAUACCUUUCUCACGGAGCAUAAGUUGGACUUCACAGUGUCUGACUGUUCCAGUUCCUCAGAAGCACUUUCAGAGGAAGAACUCUCUGCUGACGAACUGAACAAACAGCUAGAAAAACUCAUUAUUGAGGACAAGGCGAACGAUGAACAAAUCUUUGAUUGGGUAGAGGCUAAUCUAGAUGAAAGCCAGAUGAGUUCACCUACAUUCCUUAGAGCUUUAAUGACAGCAGUUUGUAAAGCGGCCAUUACAGCGGAUUCUUCUAGUUUCCGUGUGGACACUGCUGUUAUCAAGCAGAGAGUGCCGAUCUUACUCAAGUACCUAGACUCAGAUACAGAGAAGGAACUACAAGCACUUUAUGCACUACAAGCAUCAAUAGUAAAACUUGAUCAGCCUCCUAAUCUGUUGCGGAUGUUUUUUGAUUGCCUGUAUGACGAGGAGGUGAUAUCGGAGGAUGCCUUUUACAAAUGGGAAAGCAGCAAGGACCCAGGAGAGCAGAAUGGGAAAGGAGUAGCACUGAAAUCAGUCACAGCAUUCUUCACAUGGCUACGGGAGGCUGAAGAGGAAUCAGAGGAUAAUUAAAACUUAAAAUACAGAAAACAAAACAAAAAAAGAAACAAUUUAAGUAUUUUUUUAAAAAGUUUCACGUCUUCGCCAAUCACAGUGCAGCAAGGCCAAUUCUCGCGCAUAACCCCCUCCUUCCCCCACAUAUGCACGAGUGGGAGAGGAAAAAAAAUAGAUAAACAUAAAGGUGAUCAUGGAGGAAAAAGGUACUUGGGGAAAAAAAAGUAAACGUCAAACCUGAGGGCGGGAGCACUAAACCAAAAUACAUGUAUUAUUUAUAGAAAAUAUUUUCUGUUUUAAUCAUUUUUUGUUUUCUUUUUAAACAAGGACUCCUACUUUAAAAAACAGAUCUGUUUAGCAAAAAAAAAGUUGAAAACUUUAAUUUAUUAUUUUAAGGACUGCAAAUGCCAGUGUAAUUUUUAAAUUUGCAGUUUCUGUAAACAAAUUGUAUGAUAGAAAAAAGCAGAGAAAUAAAUUUCCCUCCCCUUCA
Caretta caretta (loggerhead turtle) is the source of this 6626-nucleotide messenger RNA. It is a transcript of the gene EIF4G3, whose product is annotated as eukaryotic translation initiation factor 4 gamma 3. Lineage: Eukaryota; Metazoa; Chordata; Testudines; Cheloniidae. Gene Ontology annotation, cellular component: eukaryotic translation initiation factor 4F complex. The record is from RefSeq and is a predicted model, not a curated record. Gene Ontology annotation, molecular function: protein binding; mRNA binding; translation initiation factor activity.